AUGUCGAUAAGAAACAAAAAAUGUGUACAACAAUCCAAGAAAGACGAAGAAUCUCCUCAACACACAGUUCUACUUGAUAUAUCACCUCGAUUCCAAUGGGAUCAUGGAAAUGGUUACUGUGGUGAAGUAUCUCUUCAAUGUAUUGGACUUUACUAUGGUGCUUGGAUUUCUCAAGGGACUCAAGGAGCUGCACAUGCACAUUUCUAA
Rotaria sp. Silwood1 is the source of this 207-nucleotide messenger RNA. Lineage: Eukaryota; Metazoa; Rotifera; Eurotatoria; Philodinida; Philodinidae. The record is from the annotation of a GenBank genome assembly.